AUGUUCGGGACUACCGAGCCCUCGUCGCCCAAAGAUGCGAUGUUCGGAAUCUCCGAGCCCUUGCUCUCUCCAGAGUGCGACGAGGGCUCAGAAAUAUCUCUCGAAAGCUUAUAUCGAGGGUCCGAAGUGCCAUUUUCCGAGGGCUCAUCGAAAGCAUAUUUCCGAGCACUCGAAGUACCCCUUGAAAGACUGGUUGGGCCACCAUAUCUGUACACGGCUUCAAUCAUGAUCUAUAAACCAAAUCAAGGAGAACACUGUUUUGGACGCUUUUUUUUACCGUGUACAUCAACCCAACCGCACCGCCCCAUCCUUACCAUCAAAGGAACAUUUUUAGGUAUCAAAUAG
This is a messenger RNA of Didymodactylos carnosus, 345 nucleotides long. The record is from the annotation of a GenBank genome assembly. Lineage: Eukaryota; Metazoa; Rotifera; Eurotatoria; Philodinida; Philodinidae.